AUGGAUUUCUCUGCCAGCACCGCUCUUCUCUUGACUAUCUCCUGCUGCCUGUGGAAUACCGAAGCCCGAGAGUGUUCAUUCAUGCUCAGUGUGCUAAAUGGGGGUUCCUGGGGUGAAUGGGGUCCAGGUUCAUUUUGCGAUGAAGGCUAUGCUAAUGGCUUCUCCCUGAAGGUGGAAGAAAAGCAAGGGGGAAGUGACGAUACAGCUUUGAACGGAAUCCGCUUGUACUGUACCAAUGGCACAACAAUUGAGUCUAAAGUUGGACAGUGGGGAACCUGGACCAAAAAACAAUUCUGCCCCACAGGUUACUUGAUUUCUUUUUCUCUGAGAGUGGAAGUAAGUCAACAAAUGGGUGAUGAUACAGCAGUUAACAACAUCCAGUUCACCUGCAGUAAUGGUGAUGUCCUGAUGGGCCGUGGCUUGAGCUGGGGUGAAUGGGGUCCAUGGAGCCAUCAGUGCCCGUCAGGUGGCAUAUGUGGGAUGAGAACAAGAGUGGAGGAUGCACAGGGUGUUGGUGAUGACACAGCUCUCAAUGAUGUGAUUUUUCUCUGCUGUUAA
Molecule: messenger RNA, 558 nt
Organism: Pseudonaja textilis
Lineage: Eukaryota; Metazoa; Chordata; Lepidosauria; Squamata; Elapidae
Product: vitelline membrane outer layer protein 1-like
Source: RefSeq, a predicted model, not a curated record